Molecule: messenger RNA, 698 nt
Organism: Ectocarpus sp. CCAP 1310/34
Lineage: Eukaryota; Phaeophyceae; Ectocarpales; Ectocarpaceae
Source: the annotation of a GenBank genome assembly
AUGUUUACUUACGCCCCAGAGUUGAUGACUUUCAAGAGGCUGGAGUUCCGGAUAAUCGGCGACAGCGACAACGACUUCCCCGACAUCACCUCAACGUUGUCCGAGGGAGUCAGGGCUCUCAACACGGUGCUGGCCGCCCAGAAUGAGGAGUCAGGGGUGUCGGAGGUGGAAGCUUACACGGCGGAGUACUCGAUCAACUCGGAGAAUGUGGCCACGGCUGAUACGCCCGGGGUUUCAAUCGCCGGUUCCGGUGGCGGUACAGGGGUGGACGAAGAAGGAGAAGUCAUCGUUCUGGCUACGGAGGCUCCGGAAGCAGCUGACGACGAUAUGGGUGACUUCACCCGCCAGACGCAGUUCCUUGUCGGUGCGGGGUUGGUGGUGGUGGUGUCGUUCUUCCUGUCGAUCGUCGCUUGCAUCGUCUGCCACAUGAAGCGAAGAGACCGCAAGGAGUUCAAGAGGAGGAACCAGAGCGAGGACGGAAGGCCGAAGCCCGUGGCCUACGUGGACCCCUGGGGCUCCGUGGCUAGGACCUUCCAGAAAGACGGCGCCAAGGCACCCUCCCCCUCGGCGAACGGCGGCGAAUCCUCGAGGGGGGGCAGCAGAGUGGGAAACGGAUCGUCGGCGGGGGGGUACGGGAGAAACGGGUCGCGCACGGCAGACAGCUCCUCGUCUGCGUGAUGGUGACUCGAAGAGCUAAG